AUGGCUAUGGCUCGAGCUCUUGAGCCAAUGCCCAUUGCUUGUAAGCCAACGCACAUACUUCACUUCCAUCGAAUCGCAUCAUAUCUUUGCGUUUGGAUGGGUGCCAUGGGGCGAUCUGUCAGUUUCUUCGUAUACUCCGUACAAUAUCGUAGCAUUUCAACAUCAUACGUCGGGCAUUGA
This is a messenger RNA of Pochonia chlamydosporia 170, 180 nucleotides long. RefSeq lists its product as hypothetical. The coding region runs from base 1 to 180 and encodes 59 amino acids. The transcript has a single exon. The record is from RefSeq and is a predicted model, not a curated record. NCBI's taxonomy places the organism in Eukaryota, Fungi, Ascomycota, Sordariomycetes, Hypocreales, Clavicipitaceae.